Messenger RNA from Lipotes vexillifer (Yangtze River dolphin), 4050 nucleotides. It is a transcript of the gene CAND2, whose product is annotated as cullin associated and neddylation dissociated 2 (putative). The record is from RefSeq and is a predicted model, not a curated record. NCBI's taxonomy places the organism in Eukaryota, Metazoa, Chordata, Mammalia, Artiodactyla, Lipotidae. The coding region runs from base 1 to 4050 and encodes 1349 amino acids. The transcript is spliced from 17 exons. Gene Ontology annotation, biological process: SCF complex assembly.
AUGGGCCGUCUGCAGGGCUGGCGCCGGGCCGAGACCACAGAGCUACUGGCGGGCCCCUCCCGCCAACCGCCUCCCGCUAACCGCCUCCCGCCUCCCGCAGCGGCGGCCAAGGCAGAGCCCCCGUCGCUGCUCCUCGCAGCGGGCUCCACUCCUGCCCCCGAGACGCCCCCUCCCCGCCUCUGCGCCCGGCGGAAGCCCGGGCUGAGUUCUCCGCGGAUUGCUUGCCCUGUCCUCUCCGGGACUCCAGCCCAGCUGCGUCUCCCACCGUGCAAACUUCAGCCCCUGGCCGCCGAAUGGUGCUCCAUGUUGCUACGGCAGCCCCAGCUCUCCGUGACCUUCCAGCUCAGACUCCACUGCAAUUUCAAAUGCCGGGGACAGGGCAUCCGGCCACACGGAUCUGCCCAGCUGUUCAUGGCUACCAGUGACCUGAUGUCAGAGCUGCAGAAGGACUCCAUCCAGCUGGAUGAGGACAGCGAGCGCAAGGUGGUAAAGAUGCUUCUCAGGCUUCUAGAGGACAAGAACGGGGAGGUGCAGAACCUGGCGGUUAAGUGCCUGGGUCCUCUGGUGGGCAAAGUGAAGGAGUACCAGGUGGAGACCAUCGUGGAUGCCCUCUGUGCCAACAUGCGGUCAGACAAGGAGCAGCUCCGAGACAUCGCUGGCAUCGGCCUCAAGACCGUCCUGUCGGAGCUCCCGCCUGCAGCCACAGGCUCUGGCCUGGCCACCAGUGUGUGCCGGAAGAUCACAGGCCAGCUCACCAGUGCCAUCGCCCAGCAGGAGGACGCGGCUGUGCAGCUGGAAGCCCUGGACAUCCUCUCUGACAUGCUGAGCAGGCUGGGCGCCCCGCUGGGCGCCUUCCACGCCAGCCUCCUGCACUGUCUGCUGCCGCAGCUGAGCAGUCCGCGCCUGGCCGUGCGCAAGCGGGCCGUUGGGGCGCUCGGCCACCUGGCGGCCGCCUGCAGCACCGACCUCUUCGUCGAGCUUGCAGACCACCUGCUGGACCGGCUGCCCGGCCCACGCGCGCCUGCGAGCCCCGCGGCGAUCCGUACCCUGAUCCAGUGUCUGGGCAGCGUUGGCCGCCAGGCAGGCCACCGCCUCGGGACCCAUCUGGACCGACUGGUGCCCCUGGUGGAGGAGUUCUGCAAGCUGGAUGAUGAUGAGCUUCGGGAGUCCUGCCUCCAGGCCUUCGAGGCCUUCCUGAGGAAGUGCCCCAAGGAGAUGGGCCCCCACGUGCCCAGUGUGACCAGCCUCUGCCUCCAGUACAUAAAGCAUGACCCCAACUAUAACUGUGACAGUGACGAGGAAGAGGAGAAGAUGGAGACGGAGGACAGUGAGUUCAGUGAGCAGCAGAGCGAGGACGAGUACAGCGAUGAUGAUGACAUGAGCUGGAAGGUGCGCCGGGCAGCGGCCAAGUGCCUGGUGGCCCUGAUCAGCUCUCGGCCCGACCUGCUGACCAAUUUCCACUGCACCCUGGCGCCCGUGCUCAUCCGCCGCUUCAGGGAACGCGAGGAGAACGUCAAGGCCGACGUGUUCGGGGCUUACAUCGUGCUGCUGCGGCAGACGCGGUCCCUGAAGGGAUGGCUGGAGGCCGUGGAGGAGCCCACCCAGUCGGGCAGCAACCUCCAGAUGCUGCGAGGACAGGUGCCUCUUGUGAUGAAGGCCCUGCAGCGGCAGCUUAAAGAUCGGAGUGUCAGGGCCCGCCAGGGUUGCUUCAGCCUUCUCACCGAGCUGGCAGGCAUCCUCCCGGGCAGCCUGGCAGAGCACAUGCCCGUGCUGGUAGCAGGCAUCAUCUUCUCGCUGGCGGACCGCUCCAGCUCCUCCACCAUCCGGAUGGAUGCCCUGGCUUUCUUGCAGGGGCUGCUGGGCACAGAGCCAGCUGAGGCCUUCCACCCCCAGCUGCCCACUCUCCUGCCUCCUGUGAUGGCCUGCGUGGCUGACCCUUUCUACAAGAUCGCAGCCGAGGCUCUGCUGGUGCUCCAGGAGCUGGUGAGGGCCCUGUGGCCGCUGGACAGGCCUCGGGUGCUGGACCCCGAGCCCUACAUUGGAGAGAUGUCCGCGGCCACCCUGGCACGGCUUCGUGCCACCGACCUGGACCAGGAGGUGAAGGAGCGGGCCAUCUCCUGCGUGGGCCACCUCGUGGGCCACCUGGGUGACCGGCUCGGGGACAACCUGGAGCCGUCACUCUUGCUUCUCCUGGACCGCCUGCGGAAUGAGAUCACCCGGCUUUCUGCCGUCAAGGCGCUGACACUGGUGGCCGUGUCCCCACUGCGGAUCGACCUGCAGCCCAUCCUAGCCGAGGCGCUGCCCAUUCUGGCCUCGUUCCUGCGGAAGAACCAGCGGGCGCUGCGGCUGGCCGCCCUGGCUGCCCUGGCCGCCCUGGCCCAGAGUCAGGGCCUUGGCCUCCCGCCAUCCACCGUGCGGGCCGUGCUGGCCGAGCUGCCCUCCCUCGUCAGUGAGAACGACAUGCACGUGGCCCAGCUGGCUGUGGACUUCCUCGCCACCGUGACCCGCGCCCAGCCAGCCUCUUUGGCUGAGGUCAGCGGUCCUGUGCUGGCAGAGCUGCUGCGUUUGCUGCACUCGCCCCUCCUGCCGGCUGGUGUGCUAGCGGCUGCCGAAGGCUUCCUACAGGCCCUGGUGGGGACCCGGCCGCCGUGCGUGGACUACGCUGAGCUCGUCGGCCUGCUCACGGCGCCCGUUUACGAGCAGGUGGCGGACGGCGGGCCCGGCCUGCACAAGCAGGUGUUCCACUCGCUGGCUCGGUGCGUGGCGGCCCUCGCGGUGGCCUGUCCGCAGGAGGUGGUGGACACAGUCAACCGCCUGGUCUCCGAUGCCAGGUCGCCCAGCUCGAGCCCAGGGGUCAAGGUCCUGGCGUUCCUGUCCCUGGCCGAGGUGGGCCAGGUGGCCGGGCCGGGCCCCCAGCGGGAGCUGAAGGCAGUGCUCCUGGAAGCCUUGGGCUCGCCCAGCGAGGACGUGAGGGCGGCUGCCUCCUAUGCGCUGGGCCGCGUGGGCGCGGGGAACCUGCCUGACUUCCUGCCCUUCCUGCUGGGGCAGAUGGAGGCCGAGCCCCGGCGGCGGUACCUGCUGCUACACUCACUCCGGGAGGCCCUGGGGGCCGCCCAGCCCGACAGCCUGAAGCCCUACGCCGAGGACGUCUGGGCCCUGCUGUUCCAGCGCUGCGAGGGCGCCGAGGAGGGCACCCGGGGGGUGGUGGCCGAGUGCCUCGGGAAGCUGGUCCUCGUGAACCCUCCUUUCCUCCUGCCGCGGUUCCGGAAGCAACUUGCUGCAGGUCAGCCACACACCCGCUGCACUGUCAUCACAGCCGUCAAGUUCCUCAUCUCGGACCAGCCCCACCCCAUCGACCCCAUCCUGAAGACCUUCGUUGGAGAGUUCAUGGAGAGCCUGCAGGACCCAGACCUGAAUGUGCGCCGGGCCACCCUGGCUUUCUUCAACUCCGCCGUGCACAACAAGCCCUCACUGGUCCGCGACCUGCUGGACGACAUCCUGCCCCUCCUCUACCAGGAGACGAAGAUCCGCCGGGACCUCAUCCGAGAGGUGGAGAUGGGGCCCUUUAAGCACACGGUGGACGAUGGGCUGGAUGUGCGGAAGGCAGCCUUCGAGUGCAUGUACUCGCUGCUCGAGAGCUGCCUGGGCCAGCUGGACAUCUGCGAGUUCCUGAACCACGUGGAGGACGGCUUGAAGGACCACUACGACAUCCGGAUGCUGACCUUCAUCAUGCUCGCACGACUGGCUACCCUGUGUCCUGUGCCUGUCCUGCAGAGGGUGGACCGGCUCAUCGAGCCCCUCAGGGCCACCUGUACCGCUAAGGUCAAAGCUGGUUCUGUGAAACAGGAGUUUGAGAAGCAAGAUGAACUGAAGCGCUCCGCGAUGAGGGCAGUGGCCACCCUGCUGACCAUCCCAGAAGUGGGGAAGAGCCCCAUCAUGGCUGACUUCUCAUCCCAAAUUCGAUCCAACCCCGAGCUGGCUGCCCUCUUUGAAAGCAUCCAGAAGGAUUCUGCUUCAGCCCCCAGCACAGACUCCAUGGAGCUCAGCUAG